CUCACUCCUAGCCUCGUGCUUCUUUCUUUCUUCCCUAAUUUUUCUCUCUCUAUUUUUAUUUUUAUUUUAAAUAAAUAUUAAAAAUUGGAAAUCACAGAUUAGAUUUCCGAUUUCGACGGUGGCCUCGCUGUGUUUUCUGACCGUAUCGGAUCUGGGGUUUCUUCGCUUUCUUCUUAAGGAUUUUCUUCUGUUGAUAGCUUGGAGGAGAAAAUAGGAGUUGGAUUGAGUUUUUUAAUAGUUAAUUAUUGACUGGAAAAGUGUGCCGUCCGUGGAAAGCAAGUUAUAAUUUCAGCUAUUGUUGAUGUUUUAGAAUUAAUUACUUCUUAAAUUGAAAAGGGUUGCUCACUUGAUGAAGCUAGAUAUUUCUGUGGCUUCUAUUCACAUUUAAGAAUAAUAUACAUCGCCAAAAGGGAAGUUUUGUGUUAUGGGUUGAACUUUUGGUGUUUUUGGUGAUAUUAUUGGUUUUGGUCAAUUGGAGAGUGAGGAGCUAGUUGAUAAUUAUAUUGGGAUUUUGGCUUAUGAUGGAUCUUACAGUUUCAAGGGAUGAUGGGGUUAGAGUUGAUCUGGAACUUGGAGUGCUAACCAGUGAUGAAGAGUUUAAUACUACCCCUGUUUCGGGUUCUAAACAACAAGCUAAGACAUUGAUAGCUAAGUUUUGUGGUGGUUUUGUUGAUGGGUUAAUCAAGGCUGAAGAUGGGGUGAGUUGUGGGAAUGUGUCAUAUGAUAAUGGAGUUUCUCUUGAGAGUGUCAAGGUGACAGAUAAGAUGUUGGAUGGGGAAGACACUAAUGGUCAUCCAGAGAAGACAUCAUCAGUGAAGGAGAAACGGAAAAAGGGUAGUAAUUAUAAACCUUCAAAGCCUCCUAGACCCCCUAGAGGCCCAUCUUUGGAUGCUGCUGAUCAGAAGCUAAUCAGGGAGAUUUCCGAGCUUGCCAUGCUUAAGCGUGCUAGAGCUGAGCGGAUGAAAGCCUUAAAGAAGAUGAAAGCUGCAAAGUCUUCUUCUUCCAGCAGCAAUCUUUUUGCUAUGGUGUUCACCAUUCUCUUCUUUCUCGUGAUACUCUUUCAUGGUAUAUCAUCAAGAAGUUCUACCGAGAGUCUCCAAGGACCUUCCAUGUCUGCGGGUGCAACAGAAGGUGGUGGGCUGAUCUCAGUUCAGUUCUAUCCAAUACCAUCAGCAAGCAUACCAAAUGUUUCUGGUUCUGAGUCUCCCAAUAUGGUAGAGCAAAUAGCUGGUGCAGAACCGCAAGAGAAGCCGAGAAGAUUUGCAGGAUGAUAAUGAUAUAUGUGAUGUUCUUUUGUAAAUGAGAGGUUUAUUAGCCAUAAUUUGAAGGGUUUUCCAAGACAACUUUGAAGUUCUAUUGCAAGCUGUUUGAUCAGCUUUGCUCUUUUUUGUACACGCAGAGAGCCUUGUGAAGCUGAAUUUCAUGUGUUUAUUUGUUCCCUCUUUGUAUAUAAAUUAAUAUUUUGGGAGAGCUAGAUGAUUGUUUUUUCUUUUA
Cannabis sativa is the source of this 1494-nucleotide messenger RNA. RefSeq lists its product as uncharacterized. The transcript is spliced from 4 exons. The record is from RefSeq and is a predicted model, not a curated record. The coding region runs from base 519 to 1271 and encodes 250 amino acids. Lineage: Eukaryota; Viridiplantae; Streptophyta; Magnoliopsida; Rosales; Cannabaceae.